Glossina fuscipes is the source of this 2802-nucleotide messenger RNA. Its product is annotated as beta-mannosidase-like. Gene Ontology annotation, biological process: glycoprotein catabolic process. The coding region runs from base 121 to 2802 and encodes 893 amino acids. The transcript is spliced from 11 exons. Gene Ontology annotation, molecular function: beta-mannosidase activity. NCBI's taxonomy places the organism in Eukaryota, Metazoa, Arthropoda, Insecta, Diptera, Glossinidae. The record is from RefSeq and is a predicted model, not a curated record.
AAACGUUCGGAAGAGAAUGAAGCCAACGCUCUUGCUUCAUUUCCAGACUCAGAAAUUUUACCUACCAAGAACGCAAAUGUGCUAAGCGAUAAAAUAAAAAAAUAUAAAAAACGGAAAAUUAUGGCAAAUUUUAUAUUUUACGGAAUUGUUGUGAUAUAUUUCUUGCAGCUCUAUAAUGUUAACUGUGAUCAAGUACGAAUAAUUGGUCUAAACGAUAUGUGGACUUUAUCAAAUCAAAAUGGCUCCAUUGAAUUAGGAAACUUGAAAAUUCCGUCUGGAGUAUAUUCAGCGCUGGCAAAAACUUACGGUGACGUAUUGUUUUCGAAAAAUGACAAAAAACUACAAUGGAUUGCUUAUGAAAAUUGGACGUACACAACCACUUUUAAGGUUCAACUGGACAACAAUACUCGAGCUGUAAAUAUAACUUUUCACGGUAUCGAUACAGUAGCGAAAAUCAGUUUAAAUGGUCAUCACCUUGGCGUAACUGAUAACAUGUUUCUGCGCUACAGUUUCGCUGUUUUGCCAUAUUUACAAGCAGAAAAUACAUUGAAAGUGGAAUUAAAAUCUUCGUUGCUUUGCGGCAAGCAAGCGCAAAUGAAAGAUGAAUGUUAUCGGAAUAUGUUUCACAAAAUGAAAAUGAGUUAUGGCGUAAGAGAUGGUCCACACGUGCUGUCAACUGGUAUUUGGAAACCGGUCCAAUUAGAAUACUAUGAGGUGGCUAUUAUGCGUGAUAUUUUUGUGGCAAUUGGGCAGACGGAUUCUCUUUGGCUCUUGGAUAUACGUGUACCCCUUGAAACCGGUAUACGUCAAGAUUUUUAUGGCGAAUUAUUGUUUCUAGCAGCAGAGUUGUUAACGGAACCUGUGCGUAUAAAACCUGUUUUAAUAUCUCAUAAGGAACCGCAAUUUAAGUUUCAAGUAAAUGUAACAAAAGACAAAGUUUCAUUAUGGUGGCCGAAUGGUUUUGGUGAACAAAAAUUAUAUCCUUUGUACGUUCGCGUUAAUUGCUGGCUGGGUAAAGGACAACCGCAAUUACGAGCGAAAACAUUAUCACAGAAAAUGAUAAAAAUUGGAUUUCGUACGAUUGAACUGAUCGAAGAUUUCGAUGGUUAUGGAAAAUCCUUUUAUUUCAAGGUUAAUAAACAGACAAUAUUCAUUAAAGGUGCCAACUACGUACCGGCUCAUAUAUUACCUGAACAUGCAGCUGAUGUGAACAAAGUUAAGCAUAUUCUAAGAUCAGCUAAAAACUCACAUUUAAAUAUGAUUCGUGUUUGGGAUGGCGGUCUUUAUGAAUCAGAUUAUUUUUACAAUUUAGCUGACACUUAUGGCUUAUUAGUUUGGCAAGAUAUCCCUUUUUUGGGCGCAAAUUAUUCCCUAACUAGUAAUUUUAAAGAAAAGAUUCGUUUGGAAAUUAGGCAAAAUGUCAUGCGUUUUGCUCAUCAUCCUAGUUUGGCAUUGUUGGGCAUUAAGAAUGGAAUGGAUAAUGUCCAACUAAUUCUUCCUAAUGAACUUACUAAAGAUAUAAAUCGUCAAGAAAUAAAUUAUCGUCAAGCAUUUGGGAACAUUACAAUUUUUGAAUUCAAUGCAUUAACCGUUAAAGACAUUAAGUCUUCUCUUCUUUUCACGACUUCUUUGUUUUUUGAGCUUGCGCGGGAACAUGUAGAGACUUCUUACAUUAGAUUGCCGAAUUUGAACUUCAGCAAUGCAUAUUUUUGGGAAGAGCUAUGGAAUUCUGACAUUUAUCCACGUCCCCGCUUUAUAAGUAGAUACGGUUUACAAAGUCUGCCGAUAUUAUCGUCUUGGAAACGGAGCAUAUCGAAAAAUGAUAAAAUCCUUGAUUUAAUAACAUAUCGUCAACGUCAAUUUCAAGGUCUUGAAGCUAUUUUAAUCCUGAUAAGAUAUUACUUUGGAUUACCUACAUCCGCUUUUAUGAACUGCGCAAAAUCGCUGAUUUACUUUAGUCAACUUUCUCAAGCUAUGAAUAUUAAGACAGCUACUGAAAUGUUUCGCACUCAAGCCUUGCGUAAGAAAACAAUGGGUACACUUUAUUGGCAUUUGAACGAUGUCUGGGUAACUUUGUCAUCCUCAAGUAUAGAUUUUUAUGGGAACUACAAGCUGUUGUACUAUUGGUCCAAACAAUUUUUGGCUCCCAACUAUGUUAUCGCGGUCAUGGAUAAUAAUAAUAAUAAAAUCAAUGUUACUGUAACGCAUGAAGGAUCGUUCGUUAAUCAAGAAAUUUACAAUUAUAAAGUGAUCGUUAAUAUCUAUACAUGGAUGAAUUUGUAUCCACGAAAAACUAUGAAAUUAUUUAUUGGAAAUAUGAAGAACGGACUUUUAACUUAUCAUCUAUCUAUGUCGGAAGUUUUCACGGCACCCUUCAAUACCACUAAUAGCUUUCUCGAAUUUACUUUGCAAAAUCAAAAUGAUUCGGAAAUAUCGCGAAAUUAUUUAUUCCCUGGAAAUUUUCAAAAAACUAUUUUACCUGAUCCCAAAUUAAAGAUUGAAUUGUCUCUCGUGCACUGCGUUGAAGGGAAAAUACCGUUCAUUAGUUACAGUAUAACGACAAUGGUUGAAAAGCCGGCUUUAUUCGUUUCUUUGGAAAUCUAUCAUCCGGAUGUGGAAAGAUAUACGUUAUCGGAAAAUGGUUUUGUUCAAGUUGAACCCGUUAAGGUGAUUCAUGUAGAACUUACCGCAAAAUCGUCAAAAUGUAUUUUGUUGACUUCAGAUAAUGUACGCAUAAUGACCGUAAAUCAAUUUAUCGCCAAUAGAACCCAAGCAAAUUGUCCUAAAGAAAUACUUCUGUAA